Molecule: messenger RNA, 4892 nt
Organism: Caenorhabditis auriculariae
Lineage: Eukaryota; Metazoa; Nematoda; Chromadorea; Rhabditida; Rhabditidae
Source: the annotation of a GenBank genome assembly
AUGUAUCCCGGACCGAUCCGGUGUGGUCCCAACUCGUCCAGCUCUUUCAACGACUCCUAUACAGCUGUUGCGCAGUUCUGCGUCGGCAACGGUCAGUUGAUUGGAAAUUCCGAACCUCCAAAUCUCCUUCACAACUGAAUUUGGAAGAAAGCUCGAAAACUAGAAAAAAGUUUCAAACAAUUUGCCGAAUCAUUAUUUUUUGAUGGAUAGUCGAAGUUUUAGUUGGCAAAAAAAAAGAGAAAUUGUGAGGCUCACUUCAAAUCAAUCAUCAUCAUCAAAUCAAAUCAUUUAUUUAGUGGUUUUUGUCUGAUGUAAUCGACUAGGCGGUGAACAAGAACUUCAAAACCUAUAACGAACAACCGCCUUUGGCGAACUAGAAGUCCAAACGUGUAGUCGGAAGAGCUGAAAGCAUGGUCUUACGGUCCUUCGCCUCGUUCUUAUGCGCGUAGUCCCUUCAAUUGCGCCUAGCACAACUCAGAAUGUAGCGAAUGUUGUGCUGGUGCCUGGAGACCGUGCUCUAGGUAGAAGCCUCAGAAUGAGAGCGACCACUUUGAAUGAAGAUUUUACACGGAAUUUACAUUUCAAAUAAAUCAAAGACAUAUUUCUGUAGUGGACCCUUUCCAUAACUUCAAAAUUUUAUAACUUAUUCGCACAGUUUAGAACGGAAUUAGAUGCCUUUUUUUGGCUCUUUCUUAUUGUUAUCUCGUAAGCCUGAGAAUAAUUCAACUAUUUUUUGAGUUAGCUGCCAGCCUUCUUGAGAAAAAAAAAAUUGAAAGCAAGAGUCGCGAAAAAAAUGGUUGUUUAUCGCUUUGCAGUUAAUUUUUGUGCAAAGUUAAUCUUCCUUCCUACAUUCAAGAAAUUAGAAGUGAUUUCAAAAACAACUCGCUUUUUUUUUCGAAAUGCUUAUUAGACGCUAAAUAAAAACAAAACGUUGCGCUUUUUUUGAUUUACCAGUUUCUUUGAUAACAUGACAAAGGAAUGAAAAGAUAAUUCCAGACUAUCACACAUAUUUUGACGGCUGCGCCAACAAGUGCGUGCGGGGGCUGCAGAUCUACUCGUUGUCGCAUUACGCAGAUCCAGAAGCUUUCAUAUAUGGACAGGUACAGUACUAAACGUACCAUAGGUCAAGAGGAAGACAUAUCAGUAUUGAAAAAGAGAUUUUAAUAUGUGUUGCAGUUGUCUCUUUUGUGUUCAACGGGUUGCAAAAAAGCCGUUUUUACUGAAGAGUGUUUUCAUUAGAUCAAAAGACAACAUCUAUAAAAAAAAAUUUCCGAAGAACAAAUAGGUAUUUCAGGUAUUUCCAACGCUUGUUCUUCUCGCGAUGUUCGCAAAUGUCGCGGUGGCUAUGGUGCUUUCAAAAAAGCAUAUGAUAACACCGACAAACGUCGUGCUCAAGUACAUGGCAAUCGCUGAACUUCUAGUCGGACUUGUCCCGUUGCCUUGGACGCUCUUUUAUUUUACUUUAGGGUAAGUGAUUUUCAAUCAAAAGUCCGAGUUUUAGAAAUUGGAUUGAUGACUUUCCUUUGGAAUUCGAGUGGAAACUCUCACAGUGUGAUAAAAAAAUUUUUUCUUUAGAUUUCACCUUGAACUUGGCGUUUGGUUUUGACAAACUGAAUUAAAAUUCUCUGUUUUUUAUAACUGACAACUUGAAAAAUUAUAAAAGUUUAGAAGAUUUUCCUUCCCUUAAUAAUGAAGUGUUUGUAUCGUUUGUUUAACAAUUAAGUGUUUGUAUCUGUUUCCAGAGACGUCCCAAGUUUGAAGCAAAGUGACACGAAUUACCUUUUUACUCAAUUUUGAACCUUUAUGUCCUUUCCGUGUCGUUAAGGUGUCAGCUAAUAGCUUCAUAGAGUCCAGCUUCUUGAGGAGCUUCGAGCUUAUCUUCAAAAGUCAUCAGACAUCAAAAAUGCACCCUGUCUGAUUGAGAUCCUCACAUUGCCCAUUGGAACGCUCCCGGAAGCUUUUCAUCAAAUCCUGCAGACAAUGAAAAAAGACGUUUGUUCCGGAGCUGUUUUUGGAUGUUUUGCGGGAAACAGAGCGAAUAAUUCAGCGGGAGAAAAUAUUAACCUUUUUUGUUUGUUUUUUUUUUGGUUUUGAGCAAUGUUUAAAUGUAUUUUUUCCAGCAAUUACGCAAAACAAGAACGACUAGAGCUCUGGUGGUGUUAUCUGCAGAAAUACAGUAUGGACGCUGUGCCGCCAGUUUUCCACAACAUUGCCAUGUGGCUCACUGUUCUUUUAGCUGCUCAAAGGUGUGCAUAUAUCUAUUUGAUCUAACAACAAGUCAUUUAGAUACGUAUCUAUCAGUUAUCCUCUUCAUUCGAGAGGCGCCUGUAGUGUCAGAAAUGUACGAAUAGCGACAGUCAUAAUUGCGGUUCGUUUUCGGAAUUUCUAACAUAGAAAUGAGUGGUCCGUUUGAUUUAAAUAAUAAUAAAAUCUUCAUUCACUGCAUCUUUAAUAAAGGUAAGUAGGUUGUUUUUUUACACAAAUAUCCGUGGUUCGCACUUACUCAAAAAUCGGCGUGACAAACUUUAUUUUUCUCAAACACUUUUUUUUCGAAAACAAUCGAAUUGCUUUCUUCAGAUACGUUUUUCUCGAUCAGCGCGAAUGAGACCUGACCGAAUAAAGUUUUCAGAAAUGACGUGAACAAUUUUAGAAGCAAAAAAGUCAUUCACAAAAUUACUGAGCGAACUAUUUCAAAAAAUUUCGCAACUUCCAUUUUUAGGUUAUAUCUUUAUUAUGUGGACUACCCAAAUCAUUUGAUUACUACUACGAAACUGUCGACACCUGGGUGUAUUACGAUGGCACUUGGAGUUAUGUUCGGUGAGUGGAAAAAUGAAAACCCAUUUGAAAAUGAUAAUUGAACAAGGGAAUGAAGCGAAAAACUUGGAAAACAAAAAUUGUUGAAAACCAAAGGUGAAUAGGUGAAUAGAGCAAUAAGCUUGAAGUUUUAGGAUCGAUAUUACAAAUGCUUUCAGGUCGUGUGCGAGUGGACAACGUGCGCUUCUGCUACUGACUGGAGAAACGGUGUUUUUCAACGUCUACUUCUGGACGAGAGCUCUUGGGUUCAUCCUUCUGCCCAGUACUUUGCUUGUCAUUCUCAACGUCUUGCUCAUCCGUGGCAUAAGAAAAGCUCAAAAACGAAAGUUACGCCUCCUUAGGUAAGUCAAGGUUUUGAGUGAGAAGGCAUAUGUGCGGGUGCUUCCUCCUGAGCUUGGACCUAUUCUUUUCCCUUCAAACACAUCUGUAAAGUUUCCUAUUGCCCUUUUUUCAGUUUAUUUUCAUUUGUUCUUGCUCAUGUGGAAGUGGUGUGCAUAUGGCUUCGCAAUUUUUUAAUUCGCCUUUUUACUGGACCAAUUUCCAUUCCAUUCAAAAACAGUGGCAUUCAGAAGCAGACAAGUCGAGAUCUCUAUGAUAAUUUUAAAGAACUGCGUAACUGACGUUCCAAGGUGAAUUCCGCCUGCGGUUUGCGUCCAGAAUGCGUCGGACUUUUUGCUUUUUACCUUCUGAAUGAUGACGUGCAUCUGUAAUAAUUUCAUUUGUCUUCAUCUCGAGUUUGCUGUUGGCGCGGUCAUUUUAUGUUUACUAGAAAGCAUGUUAGAUUGUUUUUUAUUGUAGCAAAGUAAGUUUUGGUGAUAAGUAUUGGUCCUUAGAAAAAAACUCAUAAAUAAGUGUUUCAUGAGAUUUCCGGAUUUUCCCAUUGAUUUUUUUAACAUUGUACAAAGAUUUAAAUAUAGAUUUUUUUGAUAGUUUUUUUGCCUAUGAAUCUUCCCAUUCUAACUUAUGAGGCUAGUAAACUUAGGAUGUCACUAUAUGAAAAACAUUCAAGUUUCCUAAUUCGAAUAGGAGGUUUGCGCAGUAGCGACUGUGAGGUAUCUAAACCUUUAUGGAACUCUGAAAAAAUUCAUGCGAAUUCCCAAAUUCAAGCUAAUUGACAUAACUUUUGAGCGUGUUGACUAAUUCAUUACAAAAAUUUUUCGCCGAUCGUUUCCUGGGCCUCGGGCUCGAUUGUUAGUCAAGCGUUGUUCUAAUUUCUUCCGAGUGGAUGCUUGUAUACUGUGAAAAAAUUCGAUGUAAUAAACCGAAAAAACUGGAAAAUUUCAGAGAGAAGAGAUCAGAAGAAGCCGCGCGACAGAGGGAUAGCAACUCAACGAGCCUCAUGCUUGUCGCAAUAGUGUCAAUUUUUCUUGUGAGUCCUCAUUUAUUUUCUCGAACAAAAAUCAAAGUUCUGAAGAAGAGAUAUUUGAACACCUUACAGAUAGUCAAUCUUCCGCAGGCCGCUUACAUGGGUAUUUUGUGUGUAUGUGAAACUUUCUCAAUUCGGAUGUCUAUUCUGGACGGAAUGUUCCCAGCUGUUUUUCUACUCGCUAGUAACAUGAUUGUCAUGGUCAGUUGCUAGUUUUUACAGUUUCAUGAACUCCAUUUUCAGGCAACGUACCCAAUCAACUUCAGCAUUUACUGCUUUAUGUCCAGCAGUUUUAGACAGACUUUCAAAGCGAUGUUUUGCUCGUAAGUUUCCGUUAAGAAAGGAAAUCCUUACUGUUCCGCUUUUUGUAACUAACUUAUUUCCGGUAAAAAAAAAUUUAUCAAAAAUCGAAUGAUUGAUCAGUGGAAAAAUUGAUUUUCCAAAUGAAAGGUUUUCACAGAUAACCAAUCGCAUGCAACCCUAAAAAAGUUGAAGCAUUCAUAACAAUUUGAAUUGCAGCGGAAUCUCCAAGGAGUAUGAAAGGAAGCGGGACGUGAGUGCGGCGCUGUCGGACAGACGCUCCAAGUACUGCACACAGUUGGUGAACAUCACAGAAAACGACCCGCCGACGGAGAUUUCGCUGAGGACGAGACGAUCCGAAGCCUUCGUCUCCGCCUGCAGCAACCACUUGUCUCCUCUGGCUGCUGUUUAG